This is a messenger RNA of Molossus molossus (Pallas's mastiff bat), 1983 nucleotides long. RefSeq names its product RAB, member of RAS oncogene family like 3 (gene RABL3). Gene Ontology annotation, cellular component: endomembrane system. Gene Ontology annotation, biological process: intracellular protein transport. The transcript is spliced from 8 exons. The record is from RefSeq and is a predicted model, not a curated record. Bases 23 to 733 code for a protein of 236 amino acids. Lineage: Eukaryota; Metazoa; Chordata; Mammalia; Chiroptera; Molossidae. Gene Ontology annotation, molecular function: GTP binding; GTPase activity.
ACCACAGAAAGGCAGUGUCAAGAUGGCGUCCCUGGAUCGGGUGAAGGUACUGGUGUUGGGAGACUCAGGUGUUGGGAAAUCUUCACUAGUUCAUCUUCUGUGCCAAAAUCAAGUGCUGGGAAAUCCAUCAUGGACUGUGGGCUGCUCAGUAGAUGUCAGAAUUCAUGACUACAAAGAAGGAACCCCAGAAGAGAAGGCCUACUAUAUAGAAUUAUGGGAUGUUGGAGGCUCUGUGGGCAGUGCCAGCAGUGUGAAAAGCACAAGAGCAGUAUUCUACAACUCUAUAAAUGGUAUUAUUUUAGUACACGACUUAACAAAUAAGAAGUCUUCCCAAAACUUGCAUCGUUGGUCAUCAGAAGCUCUCAACAGGGAUUUGGUGCCAACUGGAGUCUUGGUAACAAAUGGGGAUUAUGACCAGGAACAGUUUGCUGAUAACCAAAUACCACUGUUGGUAAUAGGGACUAAACUGGACCAGAUUCAUGAAACGAAGCGCCAUGAAGUUUUAACUAGGACUGCUUUCCUGGCUGAGGAUUUCAAUGCAGAAGAGAUUAACUUGGAUUGCACAAAUCCACGGUACUUAGCUGCUGGUUCUUCCAAUGCUGUCAAGCUUAGUAGGUUUUUUGAUAAGGUCAUAGAGAAGAGAUACUUUUCAAGAGAUGGUAAUCAGAUUCCAGGCUUUCCUGAUCGAAAGAGGUUUGGGGGAGGAACAUUAAAGAGCCUUCAUUAUGACUGAAUCGCACUCAUCCUUUGGAAGAGUGAGCAAGCAGUGGCACUUUUUCACAGCAUUCUUCUUGCUGUGUCAAUUAUUAAUGUCUGAGCCUUUUAAUGAAAUCAUCUUAAAAUGCCACCCUUCACCCCCAUCCUUUAAUGGAAAACUAAAAGGAAGUGACAGUGUGGGAGGUCCAAACUUUGUCCCCAUUCUCUCUGUGCCUCACCUUUCUGUCCCUGUUUAUAGAUUAUGUAAAAGCCUUGUGGAAAUAUGAGAUGUUGUCAAAAUGAUGCAGUAAAUGAGCAGUGACAGAGUGCUGCAGAGAAAAUUUACUCCUGCCUAGAACUGGAGGGUUUUAUGGGUCUGUAAUUUUCCCACAUGCCUUGCUGAGAGCUUAAUUAAGUGCUUUAAAAAUGUAUCUCUAUUGUUUUACUUUCUUGAGGGGAAAGGUUAUGUUAACCAGCACUGAGUUGUCCACCCCAAACAACAAUCUGUGUCAUUUUCAAAGAAGCAAAAUGGUGUUAUUUAAUUGUCUCCACCCUCAUCACACACAGGAUGCCUAAUAAUAGCAACCCUGUUCCCUCUUCUCUCCUUUGCAAAUGGUUCAGUGGCUGGAAGAGGAGGACUAAUGGCUGGAGUUAAAUAUAAAUAGAUUAAUAAUACAUGGAGAACAGCAGUACCAGAAAGGAAGAAUUCUGCAAGAAAUUGACAGCUCACUAAAUCCUUCACUCUUUAGGUUUAGCUGUCUGCACUCUUAUGGUUUUCUGUUUGGAAAUGGGUAGGGUGAAAUCUAAGACCUGCACACAGACAGUAAGAAAGAUUUACAGCCUCUUCAGAUUUUAUUUUUUUGAAGGAAAAAUUAACUCCUGAAAUGACUCUUCACUGUAGUCUGUAAACUAACAAUAUUAUUCUUUGUGUCAACAAUGUAUUCAUGGAGAGAAGUAAAAAUAAGUUCCACAGCAACACAUUUACAUUAAUUAUGGACUAGAAUUCUUAGAUUUAAUAAGCCAGAACUUGGGGAGUGGGUGCGGUUGUAUAUGCAUAAUUGUUUGUUACUAUUUUUAACAGACAAUCAUUUUUGCUUGUUUAAUUCUCUUUACGCUGGUUAUUCUUGAAUAUAUAAACUUGAUUUCCAAAAACUACAAUUUGCUGCCUUAUUCAACAACACCUUUUCACCGGUAUUCUCUCCCUGGCUCUGUUGUGGAUCUCUGCACUCCUGAUUUUGCUCCAUAUUAAAAUAUAAUAAUAAUAAAUACAUAAUGUCAGUUUCUCAU